GUGCGUACGUGCGCGCGGCGCCGGGGAAAUGCAGAGCGAGCCAAGCAGAGCACUACCGUAAUAGGCACAAGCCACCACGCGCACAGGCGAAGCCGCUUGAAAAAACACACCAGCCACUUACUGCAAGGAGCGCUUUGUAACUUCACCACUAACGAGGCCAAAGGCUAAAAUGGGAGGCAAGCUCAGCAAAAAGAAGAAGGGAUACAAUGUAAACGACGAGAAGGCCAAAGACAAGGAUGCCAAGGCGGAAGGCGCCUCGGCAGAGGAGAGCGAAGCCCCCAAAGACGCCAAGGACGAAGCUCCUGUCGCCACGGAGAACGCCGAGGUAGCGAACGACACCACCGCCAAGGAGGCGCCCGCGGCGACGGACGCCACGGCGACCAAGGAGGAGGACAAGAACGCCGCCCCCGCCGCCAAGGAACCGGAGAAGCCCACGGCCAACGCCGAGGCCAAAGCGGAGGCGCCCAAGACCGCCGAGCCGAAGGCCGAGGAGAAACCAGCCGCCCCGACCCCCGCUAAAGAGGCUGCCCCCGCUCCCGCUGCUAAAGAACCAGAGGUGAAGGCCCAGGCGCCCGCUCCACCCGCGGCCCAGGCUGAGAGCAAAGGCGAGGCCGACGCCAAAAAGACUGAGGCCCCCGUGGCUCCAGCAGCCAAAACCGAGGCGGCCCCAGCCGCAGCCUCCCCCGAGCCCAAGCCAACAGAGGCAGCCCCCGCCCCAGCCAAGGAGGCCGCUGCUGCCCCAGUGAAGGAGGCCCCAGCCCCAGCCCCUAGUUCAACACCAGCCGCAGAGCCAGCCGCACCAGUCAAGGAAGCAAACGCCACAGAGGCGCCAGUUCCAAGCAAGGAUCAAACCGUAGCAGUUCAAGAUUAAUGGACAGCUUCUUUUAUGAUUCUAAAAUAAUAAUGUACCUAACAACAACAACAAUAAAGUAAAAAGAGAUAACAAAUUUGAAAUGAAAUAGCCCACCCAUAUUAAGAUAAUGAUAAUAAUUGUAAUGAUGAUGAUCGUGGUGAUAUGUUUUAGAGAUGGAUUGCGACAACAACAUUGAGAAGGAUUCCGUUGCUGCUGAGAGAUGAUUAUAUUAUUACUAUUAUUAUUGUUACAGUUAUUCUAUUUUUUUCUGCUGUAGUAUUUGAACUUUGAUACAAGUCUGUGUCAACCAUACCCCCCCCCCCCCCCCAUCCCACAUCCAUUAUCCCUCACGCAUUUAUGGGAUUCAGCCUGACUACAUCUCACCCACAGGCAGCCCUCUGUCUCUACGACUCUGGGGCCAAACACCGUUACAUUUCCCUGGGUGAUCUGUGCUACGGAUGUCUGAAAAAUGAAACUGGGGUAAAAAAAAAUACAAAAAUGAAAGGGGGGUAGAAUCUCUUUACCAGCUGGACAUACAAGGACGUAAAAGUCUGUCCAAUUUUCAGCUUCUCCCUCCCCCUUCAUUCCAACACCUGCUCUCCAGAGUGCCAUGUUCUUGAUUUGGCCGGGCACCAUGUUUUUUUUGUUUCUCGGUGGAAGUUAGUUGUGUUUUUACCCUCCAUAGUUUGCUGCUUAUUUUUGUAUACUUGGGUUGUUCAAGGUGAAAGUGCUUGCUCUGUUACUCCCCCCUCCUCUCGCUCCUCCCCCCUCCUGGUUCAUCCUCUUUUUUCCGGCCGUCGGAGUUCAGAGGAACUGCUGUUCUGAGAUGUUUUUUGAAUCUUCAGACAUUCUGAGAGUUUCCUGUAGAAGGGCAGAGCUAUCAUAGUUCUUGAUACAUUCGUAGGCACAUGAACCUCCUAGAUUUUCUACCUCAGAUGGACAGGAGAUGAUCGUAACGGUGAAACUCCCUAGAAAAUCCGUAAAGUUUGGUAAAAGGUUCUCUUGACAUUCCGAUUCCAGAACUUUGUCAGAAGAAUGCUGACUUCAUAAAACAUUUGAGAAAUUCUCUGUUCCGCUCUCACGGCAGAAUGGUCUGUCCAUCUUCCUCACCCAUCUGACAGUAUCUGAUUUCAAUUUAGCGAGACAUAUCUAUUGUGUUUUUAAUCAGUGUGGCUCAAUGGCUCUUGGUCUAUAGCACAAAGGGCACACAGGUGCAAUACAUUCCCACUAAAUAAGGGAUUCUGGACAGUUUGCAACAGUAAUAGUGUUGUCUGGGGGGAGGGGAAGGGAGGGAAAGUGGGGGGUUGCUAAAUUAAUGGUACUGCAUGGGGGCACCAACGGUCUACUAAAGCUGCCAUGGUCCACGUUACCGUGGUGACCAGAGGGUUGUAGUCCUACUGAAACUUGCACAUGGGAAGGGAGCCUCAUCUCACCAUUUUUCAUCCUCCACGCCUUCUCCUCGUCCUUUCCGCUCAUAUAUAUUACAUAUAUGUAACAUAUAUGUAGGUAUAUACUGUAUGUAUAUAUUUAUUCCACCCUUCGUUCAUCGGGAACCUUUUAGUUAACCCCCAGUUGACAUACAAUGUUUUUUUCCCUCCCAACAUUGUAGAAAUGUAGCAGAUACGGUGCGGGAAUGUUGUUUGUCAUCUGGGCUGGUUACUUCCUCUCUUGACAAAGUAAUUGCAUGUCUGUGAUUGGGUGAACCUGUAGUCUUGUCCUUCGGUCAAGUGGAAAAUAUUUUUUUCAUUUAAGUCUGCAUUCAUAUGCCAGUUACGGUUGAUAUGUCAUUCCCGUGUCUUACCGCUAUUUCCAUACCACCCGUCAUUCAAACGAAAAAAAAACAAAACAAAAGGAAAUUGAUGCAUUCAAAUUAUAUGUACUUGUAUAAAUGGUGCAACAGUAAUAAAAUGUAAGAAAUUGAUUGAAACAUCA
This is a messenger RNA of Osmerus eperlanus (European smelt), 2785 nucleotides long. It is a transcript of the gene basp1, whose product is annotated as brain abundant, membrane attached signal protein 1. The transcript is spliced from 2 exons. The record is from RefSeq and is a predicted model, not a curated record. Bases 170 to 871 code for a protein of 233 amino acids. NCBI's taxonomy places the organism in Eukaryota, Metazoa, Chordata, Actinopteri, Osmeriformes, Osmeridae.